AUGGAAGAAAUAUUUGAAAAUAAUUGCGGCAGUAUUGGCUUACUUUGGGGAGGAGUUUUAGUAUGGUGGCUUGUAAAUGGAUUUUAUAUAAAGAAAAAGAAAAGGGAUUUAUUGCAAACUGUUUUCGUUGUAGGAUAUUUAGGAAAAUUUUUGAAUUGGCUUUUUCUGAUAGGUAUAAGAGAAUUUUACGAUGAUAAAUCUAAUCUCUGUCUUUAUCUAUUGAUGGGGUUUAAAUUUUCGUACAUAUUUGGAAACACAAUUUUGUUUAUUUCUUUAUUAAUAGCUAGUAAAGGUUUUUGGAUUGCAAAGCAGAUUUUUGAUAAAGAAGACAUUAUUUUAGUAUCAUUUUUAUCAAGCAUCACUUAUAUUGGAUUUUUGCUGAAUUUUGAUUAUAAAUUCAGAUUAAAUACUCUUGUGGCUGUUUUGGUGGCAAUUCAUUUUCUUUUUAAUGUAUAUUGCUCACUUGGGAGUCUUAAUGCUUUGAAAAUGGAAUUUGAGGGCUCACAAGAAUUUGCCAUAAACAGAAAACCCUCAAUUUGUUCUUUUCGAAGAUAUAUUAAAAUAUCCCAAUUGUUUCUAAUUGGGAAAAUAGCGAUUCUUUAUUUAAAAGAGAACAGUAAUCUUGGAUUCUAUAAUGGCUUCGAUGAUUUAUUCGAAGUUUUUGGAUUUUUUUCAAUUUAUUAUUUAACCCAAGAUGAGAAAAGAACUACAAAUAAAAUUAAUCAGGUCAAUCAUUCAAGAUUUAUCCCAUUUUAUGAAGCAACAUUAAAUAAAAAAUGUGAAGUUUUUGUUUUAUUAAAUAAAAGAUUCCCAGAAGACACUCCAAAGUUAUGUAUAAUAGAAGACACUUGCGAGCCCAUCUCAUAA
This is a messenger RNA of Blepharisma stoltei, 867 nucleotides long. Lineage: Eukaryota; Ciliophora; Heterotrichea; Heterotrichida; Blepharismidae. The record is from the annotation of a GenBank genome assembly.